This is a messenger RNA of Aspergillus versicolor CBS 583.65, 2209 nucleotides long. Its product is annotated as Zn(II)2Cys6 transcription factor. The transcript is spliced from 2 exons. Gene Ontology annotation, molecular function: DNA-binding transcription factor activity, RNA polymerase II-specific; sequence-specific DNA binding; zinc ion binding. Gene Ontology annotation, biological process: positive regulation of transcription by RNA polymerase II; DNA-templated transcription. Lineage: Eukaryota; Fungi; Ascomycota; Eurotiomycetes; Eurotiales; Aspergillaceae. Bases 43 to 2088 code for a protein of 681 amino acids. The record is from RefSeq and is a predicted model, not a curated record.
AUCGUUCUCCACCCCAGGCUAUUUGUUGACAGAUUCAAUGCCAUGACCAAAGGUGGCAGUAUUGGCACACCUCCGUCUGUAAGGAGACAUCGGCCAGGAUUGAGCCGCAGCGCAGCGGCUUGUGAGCGCUGCCGGCGACGGAAACAAAAAUGUGACGGAAGAACCCCAACCUGUGGCCCCUGUCAGACUGUCGGGGCAAACUGUGUGCCAUCACGCCGACUAGUUGUCCAGCCGGGAAAUCGCGAGUGUGAAUGUGAAUUGCUGCGAGAUCGAUUGGUCUCCCUACAGCAGGACUAUGACUCUUUAGUGCUCCAACUCGAUCAGUUAAGAGCCGAGAAACGUUUCGAAGUUGAAAAGCAGCCCGAGCCCGUCCAGUUUGAUACUGCUGUCAUUGACUUACCCCCAGCUGAAGCUUUUCAUACACCACACGAACGUGCGGUACCUACUGCCGUUCGUGCUCAGCCGCAACUGGUCAAUUCAAUUCAGAAUUCUGAUUUAUCGUACACAGGCCGCAUCCUGCGACCGACUUUCGCACCACAGCCUAAUUUCCGAGAUGCGUAUCGCAGUGCGCUAAGUAGCGCUUGGGAUUUAUGGGGUGAUGAUUCGACAAGCACAGAGCAGUUUGUGGUCAAUAUGAACUCUCAAAAUGCUCCCGCGCCGGCUGGCCUCGAUGACGCAGCGUUUCCCACCCUGGUCGAUGUAUUUUUUGAACGGCGGUGGCCAUACUUGCCUGUUCUGCAUCGACCAAGCUUUGUAAAGGACCAUUUCAAUCCGUUCAUUACUAGGUCAGUAUCAGGACCGGUUUCAAGCUUUCUGGUGAACAUGGUCUGUGCAAUUGCCGCGACAGAGAAAGCCCCAACUCGGCAAGGGAAUGCCGACCACCGUAUUUUCUUCAACCGAGCAAUACAGGUCCUGCACAUUGUUAUCCAGGCUGAUGACUUUGAGUGCGUGCAAUGUCUACUUCUGUUAUGCAUGUACGGCCACAAUGAGCCGCAGUCAGUCAAUAUGUGGUACACGACUGGCCUCGCGUUGCAGUUAGCUUUAGGAAUCGAUCUUCACCGCAAGGAAAGUUUGAGUGGUUUAAAUGUGCGUCGGGCAGAAAUGUCAAAGCGCGUCUUUUGGUGUGCGUAUGUUAUGAGUUGCAGCAUGGCGAUCAAUAUGGGCCGCCCUCUAGGGAUUCAGGAAGACGAUAUCACCACACCGCUGCCCCUGCAACUGACGGAUGAGCAACUCGACGAGACGUCAGGCGCAUCUGACCCGCCACUGGUACCACAAGUGUCGGACACAUCGACGUUUAUACAUAUCAUUCAGAUACGAAAAAUCAACGCCAGAGUAUACGGUUCGUUUCAUUCCAUCGGCCGGACAAGGUCUGAUCCGACCGACCUCGCGGCGACUCGCAACUCUUUCUUUUCGGAAUUAAAUCACUGGCUGAUUACUGCCCCGAGAUACGUUCGUACCGUUUCUACAUUCCAAUCUCAGGAGUGGUUUCAGAUUGCGUUCCACCAUGCUGUCUUAUCGCUCUAUCGCCCCUCCCGUGCGGUUCCGAUGCCAUCUUCCGAGGACCUUCGACUAUGCAUGGAGUCCGCCAUCGGAUUGAUCAAUUCAUAUAGCUCUCUAUACGCACGCAAUCGGAUAAAGUAUACAUUUGUUGCGAUCCACUCACUGUUCAUGGCUGCGGUAACGAUGCUCUAUGCUCUCCGAGCAUCACCUGUGUUGCGCCACGAGUUGACCAAGCCAGUCGUGCAGACGAACAUCCUCACGUUUCUCACUCUCUUUAGGGGCAUAUCGAAUGGGCGUGCAGUAGGAGAUAAGUGCUCGUCAAUUAUCGAACGGUUGGGCAACUCCAUAUUGACCCUUUUUGAUGCAAACGAUAGCCCGGGCGUGGAAUUGGACCCGGAGUUUCAAUCAUGGUUUGGGCUACAAACGCAUACAUUCCCCACACCUAGCCCAGGGAAUUUGGUUGAAGGCUUAACCACCGGACAAGAACAUUUGGACUUGCCGGAUAUUCGAGUUGACCUUCCUUGGAUGGAUCUAUUUACUGAGGGUGUCGGUCUGAGCUCGACGGACGCUUGGAGCUUUCUUUCGUAGGCGGCCAAUAAAACACUCCAAUACUAUUAACAUGGCAACAUCUUUGCCAGCGGCUUCCGAAGGCAGCAACGCUAUCAGAAUCUUGGGAGUGAGCUCCGAUUUCGCCGUAAAUCAGACAGUC